Cuscuta campestris is the source of this 2525-nucleotide messenger RNA. NCBI's taxonomy places the organism in Eukaryota, Viridiplantae, Streptophyta, Magnoliopsida, Solanales, Convolvulaceae. The record is from the annotation of a GenBank genome assembly.
GAAAAUUUAAUUUUCAGAUUAAAUAAAUGAGAAUAUAUAUAUAUAUAUAUAUAUAUAUAUAUAUGAUGGGAGAUGGGUUUUGAGAGAGGUUUCUUUCACGGCGAUCUUGGCCGACGGCUUUAUCGGCGGAACCCUUUCUCCGCUGGGCUCAAGAUACCAGAGAUUAACUGGAAGUAUAGAUCUCCUUCGCAUAGGAAUUCAUCCUCUAACGACUGGAGGGGGUUGGCGCAUUCAAAGAACCCUUUCUCCACUGGGUUCAGAGUUCCUGAGAUUGACAAGAGAUUUGGCUUUCCUUUGCAUAGAUAUUCAUCUUCUAACUCCUGGAGGAGGUUGGCACAAUCGAAGUAUAAUCGGGGAUGGUCAAAUUUUAGAGCUGGUAACAAUCGUUCUCAUUGGCAGUCAGAUCGCGACGAGACCUUGAAAGCUGCUUUUUCAAGUGUCAGUAGCGGAACGUUCUGUCAAUCGGGGAAGGUUUUUGGUGACAAGACCUGGAGAUAUCAGAAGUGAGAAUGCUGACAUGAGUAACGAAAAAUCCUGUGAAAAACACGAUCGCCUGCCAGUGGAAGGUUUUCUGCGUUCAGUCAAUCUACGCAGAGUGAAUCGGUCCCUAAGGAACCCCCGAAAGGGCUGCCGUCCNUUUUCAAGUGUCAGUAGCGGAACGUUCUGUCAAUCGGGGAAGGUUUUUGGUGACAAGACCUGGAGAUAUCAGAAGUGAGAAUGCUGACAUGAGUAACGAAAAAUCCUGUGAAAAACACGAUCGCCUGCCAGUGGAAGGUUUUCUGCGUUCAGUCAAUCUACGCAGAGUGAAUCGGUCCCUAAGGAACCCCCGAAAGGGCUGCCGUCCGAUGGGUACACGAAAGUGACGAAUCAUGGGGGUGUAAACAAAUCCUUGCGCCCGUAUCCAGCACCAGUAGAUAGUCUUAACACGAGCUCCAGCUUUACGCUUCAAGCAAAGGUAUUCGAUCUCUUCCACUCUGGUUACAAUCGCUUUCUCUGCAUCACUGAGACAGGAAGAAGAACUUUUCAGAUUUGGUUGGAUUUUGAGGCAUUUAAUUGGAUUUUGGACUCCCUCCCUAGGCUCUCAAGAAAUAAUUGUUGGGUUCUUUCAAGGUUUGAGAAUAAUCGUAAGCUUUCAAUUUCUUUUGGAUCCAACAAAUGGGGGGAUUAUAUCAGACUUCUUGAGCACAGACUCUAAGGUAUCUGCUCUAUUUUCUUCCCUAUUGAUAGGAGGGAUGGCAUUUCUCACAUAUACAACUGCCUAUCCUUUUUCUUGUCUAAGAUUAAGGGUAAGAAUAAGGUGGAUAAACCCGUCUUAGCAACUAACAAUGGGAAAAGUCAUAAUUCUUCAUUUGCUGAAGGGGCUUCAGGAAUGGCUGAGUCUAUAGCAGGUUUAUCCAAAGAUUCUGAACACGAUGUUAAAGCUCUAGUCCUUUCUCCCAGGCCCUAUGUGGCUUCCGAUUCACAUCCAACAACCUGCUCUAACAAAGCCCCAGUGCCUUUGCCUUCUUUUCCUGGAGGUUUUAGUACUUUCAUUUGGCUUCAUUUGUUCCAUCAUUUUUGUUCCCUCUACUCCUUUAGUCCUAAGGCUAGUGCUGAGAAUUAUGCCUUGGGUAUGUCUCCUGUUGCAAAAGAGGACCCUUCGGACUCUAUUCCUUUGGAUAACUCACCUAGAUCUUGUGCUCAGCUACAACCUUCUAUGGAAUCAGGAUCCUUAAACACUAUAGCUAUUGUGCACAGUUUUGAACCUUUACAAGUUGUUUUCCCUGAGGAGGAGGAUCUUCGGCAAUCAGACUCUAGAGCAUGCCUAUCAUAUUCAGAGUAUUUUAGAAAGGAGGACAGCCCAGACUUUCAAUUGUUCUUUAGGGACAAUGUUGAGUUUGACCCGGACCCAGAGCCAUGGAGAGAAUGGUACCCGGAUGAUGGUAUUGAGCCAGAUGACCACCUACAGCGAUGGGGAGGUCCAAAGGGACUUACAGCUGCUCUUAUUCGUAAUAAUGAUCAGGGGCGGAUCAUUUUCGAGAGGGGAUGUGCUAGAGGCUCUAGCCCCCCUGCUCCUAGAAGGAGUCUUAGGCUUGCAAGGCGACGUCGGCUUCCUUCUCCAAGUCGAUCAGAGCUUUCUUUGGACUCGGAAAAUCAAUGGGGGUUUUGAGCUUCUGUUCAUUUUGAUAAGGGGAGUUAUCUUGUUAUUAUCUCUGUUUGACAAUCCUCAUUGGUGGUAGUCCAUGGUUUAAAUUUUUCUUGAGCACGCCAGGCAAACGUGCUAGGGUCAGCAGUACAUGGUAGUGCAUUCUGCAUUUUACUAUUUCAAAGACCAGUUCAGUUUUGGAAGUUGCAUCUUGUGUGAAGUAUGUUGUCUACUAUACAAGCUGUUCAAGAUGUCCUUUGAGCCUGCUUCGAAGAUUGAAUGGAUGUGGCUACUAUCUGUUAUGGUUCCUUGGAUUCUAUUUCUUGGCUUUGUUGUUUUUGCAUUUUUCUAUGUAUCACCUCUUGGUUUGGAGUUUCUUGUUUUGGCUCUUCUGUUGGGG